UGUGUGUGUGUACUAUUAUAUGUUGGGAGUGUUGUGUGCGCGCGCGACAAGUAUCCACGCGUAAAAAAACUAUUAAUUAACUACAUUACUUUAUAAAAAUAAUACAUCUCUACAAUACAAACUCAACAAUAUCGAUCCACUGAAGCGUUUCGCAUUUACGUAUUGUUAUGUUUCGAAUACGAUCAGCUGUGUGACAACAUGGCGGGCAUGCCGUUUAUCGUUCGGGCGAUUUAAAAAUUAAAUAUAAGAUUUAGAAACGGAGCCACGCAGUUAUAUGUAUUCACUGGCAGCGUAAACAAGGUUAUGGCGUCAAUCGGCUGAAUUUGUGAUAAUAGAAAUGUGAUAGAGAAUCUGUCCUCAACCAUAUAUUUCUUCACGUCGCUUAUUGCGGUUUUACAUUGUGAAUCAUCGGUAAAACUACUUCCAUUGAUAUAUAGCGGGAGAUACUGCAACGCGUGUUUUCAACUACCAUUGCAUCAUUCGAUGACGGAAGUAUCAAAAUCAUUUACAAUCAAUUUUAUUCUCAUCAACUGCAGCUUAAGGAUGACCAACCCUGAAGUUCUGUGAAAAAAGCUAACGAGCAACCAAUUUGUGCUUUAUUACGUAUGCCACGUAUUGAACGAAAAUGCAUUUGGACUGAGGUAUAAAAGCGUUUCGAGCGGAUAUGCGUUUUAAAAAUUAUGUUUUUGCGUCGUGAAUGUAAGAACAUAGUGAAACCGACUACGGAAAAUUAAUACGACUUAAAUUUAAUCGGCAACGGCUGAAGAAUAAAGAAAAGUUUAUGCUUUUCGGAAAGGAUACAAUGUGCUAAUUUAUCAUAAUAAUAUACCGUAUAAUCGCGAGCGCUCGGUAUGUAGAUAACGAGACAAGAUAACUGUCUUAAAUUUUCGAGAUAUCAUGACAGCUUGAAUGGCAAAACAAGAACAUUUUAUUCCUUUACAAGUUGUAUAUCGCGCAUGUAUAUGUAUAUUCGUGCACACACAUUGGCAUAUCUAUAAAUUCUCUUCUGUGAAAUCUGCUAGUCAGUUUUUUCGAGAUCACGCGACAAAAACUGGCUGCUUUAAAGAUGAGUUUAUUAAAAUCUGCACGAUUAUAUAAGAGAAUCUUUGAGAAAUCUUGAAUAAAUAUCUGAAAAAUUUAAUUUACGUUUCAAACAAAUUGUGAAGUUCGUUAAUUGUACAUUUGUGUGAAUAUUCAAAGCGCCAACAAGCGGAACAAGUGUGCAUAGUAAAAUAAUAAAAGAGAAAAAAAUAGGCAUAGCCACAUCAAAAUGAUAAAUAAUCAGCAUUGUGUGAUUCUCAAUACUGGUGAGACCAAUAAUUAUCAUCAACCGGUCUCGGCUAAACCCUCUGUUGUCUCUGUAUCAAGUAUCGAUUCUGAUGUCAGCGACAGAAGGGAUGUACGUGAAGAAUUAUAUGCCGGAAUUUUUAGGAGGCACAGAAAAACUAUACUGGUAUUAGGCAGUUUUCUUAAGAUGUUAAGAAAAUAUUUGGACAGAUUGCACGCUUUGAGCCGAGUAUACGCCUUAAUUGCUUUAAGAUUUGAAAUGCAAAAAUAUUGGUAA
Messenger RNA from Camponotus floridanus (Florida carpenter ant), 1564 nucleotides. RefSeq lists its product as uncharacterized. The coding region runs from base 1271 to 1564 and encodes 97 amino acids. The transcript has 3 exons. The record is from RefSeq and is a predicted model, not a curated record. Lineage: Eukaryota; Metazoa; Arthropoda; Insecta; Hymenoptera; Formicidae.